CCGCGGGAGGGCUGGGGCGUCGUGGCCGAUUUUCGGCCCGACCCGGGCCUGUCUGGGCCUGCUUUUGGAGGCCAGCCUCUCCCUCGACUUGCCUGCCCAGAGGGCGACCUUCCACCUGCCCGGCGGCGUGGGCUUGCCCUCCUUUCUGUGGCCCUCGACUCUCGGCCUGAAGGGUCGCCUCUUCCUUCCUGCCCAGCCUGUCCUUUCUUCGUCCUUGGACGCACUUGGCCCGGAACCACCAACGCCAGCCUGCCCUUCCGCCUUGCCCCCGGCCCCGGGAGUGACAGCUCCGACUUUUUGCUCGCUCUCGCGGAAGUCUCGGCGCGAGGAGGGGCUUGUUUUCCCGAACGGUCCCAGAGUAUAUACAUUCCUAGCCUGUUGGGUGGAGACAGACAGAUUGUGGUUUUUUUCGGCCCUCUACCCGCCAACCCACCGUGAUUUACGGAACAAGGUGCAGAAUGAGUACCUCACAGGACCAGAGUGGCUGCUCCACUAAUAGAGAACCCCUUUUGAGGUGUUGUGAUGCACGGAGGGACUUGGAGCUUGCUAUUGGUGGAGUUCUCCGGGCUGAGCAGCAAAUUAAAGAUAACUUGCGAGAGGUCAAAGCCCAGAUUCACAGCUGCAUAAGUCGCCACCUGGAAUGCCUUCGAAGUCGUGAGGUGUGGCUGUAUGAACAGGUAGAUCUUAUCUAUCAGCUUAAAGAGGAGACGCUUCAGCAGCAGGUCCAACAGCUCUACUGGUUGCUGGGCCAGUUCAAUUGUCUUAUUCAUCAGCUGGAGUGCACCCAAAACAAAGACCUAGCCAAUCAAGUCUCAGCUUGCCUGGAGAGAUUGGGCAGUCUGACCCUCAAACCUGAAGAUUCGACUGCUUUACUCUUUGAAGCUGACAUAACUGCCCUGCGGCAGGCAAUCACCACAUUUGGGUCUCUCAAGACCAUUCAAAUUCCUGAGCACUUGAUGGCUCAUGCUAGUUCAUCAAAUAUUGGGUCCUUCUUAGAGAAGAGAGGCUAUAUCCCAUUGCCAGAGCAGGGUCAGCACCGAGCCAAGAUUAAAGAGCUUGGGUCUCCUGUUUUUCUGGCACUUUCUGCCGCAUUUGACAUUGCCUUGUUGAGCAGCAAAGUACUAUGUGAUUCGCAGAAGUCGGCGUCCAGCACCACAGCCGCCCCUCUCAGUGGAUGGCUCCUUGGAAGCAAACCUGCCGUAGGCCGCCAGGCUCCUCACCCGCCCAGCACCGACCUCCAGGCCUGGCUCAGCCACGAGCAGACCUCGGAGGACAGUCAGAUGUCUGCUCGAGCCUGCAGUUUCUUGAAUAAAGUCUGGGGCAACCUAAAGGGUUUGGAAAACUGGCUCCACAAGAGUCAGCAACAAGAAGUUUCUGAAAAACCAAGUUUCCAAAAGUCUAACAGCUAUUCUACUACCAGUUCUUACUCCAUGGAAAUUGAAAAGGUUGGAGAUCUAGAGCCUCUUGAUCAAGAUGAGAUGGAUCUUUCUGACUGGCUGGUAACUCCCCAGGAAUCCCAUAAGCUUGAGAAGCCAGAGAAUGGCGGCUGUGAAACCACCAGUGAGAAGUUUAAGCUCUUAUUCCAGGUGUUCCAGGAGUUCUACAGUGUGAAUGAUUGGCUUGUCAAGUCUGAUUCCUGUACCUAUUGUCAGGGUAACCAGCCCAAAGGUGUGGAGAUUGAGAACCUGGGCAAUCUGAAAUGCCUGAACGACCACUUGGAGGCCAAGAAACCCUUGUCCACUCCCAGCCUGACUACUGAGGAUUGGCUUGUCCAGAACCAUCAAGACCCAUAUAAAGUAGAGGAGGUCUGCAAAGCCAAUGAGCCCUGUACAAGUUUUUCAGAGUGUGUAUGUGAUGAAAAUUGUGAGAAGGAAGCUCUGUGUAAAUGGCUUCUGAAGAAAGAAGGAAAGGAUAAAAAUGGUAUGCCUGUGGAUCCAAAACCUGAACCUGGGAAACAUAAGGAUUCCCUGAACACGUGGCUCUCUCCAUCCGGAAGAGAGGCAGCAGAGCAAGCUAGGGCAGCAAAGGCGACGGCUGCUCGAGUUGCUGAUCCCUUCCAAGUCAUAAGGAACAGUCCCUUGUCAGAGUGGCUUAUGACCCCCUCACACAAAGAAGGAUGUCCCAACAAGGAAGCGCCUCUUACAGAGGACAGGGCCGGCAAACAAAAGCUCACAAGCCCCUUGGCCACUGCCUGGUGUCCCUUUAACACAGCUGACUGGGUCUUGCCAGCAAAGAAGACAGGAAAUCUUAGCCAGUUAUCCUCAGGAGAGGACAAGUGGCUACUUCGAAAGAAGGCCAAGGAAGUAUUACUUAAUUCACCCCUACAGGAGGAACACAACUUUCCCCCAGACCGUUACGGCCUCCCAGCAGUUUGUGAUCUCUUUGCCUGUAUGCAGCUUAAAGUUGAUAAAGAAAAGUGGUUGUAUCGAACUCCUCUACAGAUGUGAAGGAAUCAAGUACUAGUCAAGCAAAUUUUCUGCAGAUUAUCACAAAUCCAUGAGCUGAGUGACUGUGGCUUGCAAAAUCAUUGUCUCUGGGUCUGAUGUAGUUCCUUUUCUCCCCAAUUUUGAACUAGUGAAGAGAAAUUAGUCAUCAAACUAUGAAUUACUGUGUAAAAGAAAAAGGCGAUUUGUUGAUGCUGAGGUGAUUCAGGUUCUUGCUUUCAGAAGUAUUAAUUCACCCCUGUGCUAGAAAUGCAUCUUAGUGGGUAGGUCUUUCUCAUAAGCCUCCAUGGCUCCUUAGAUUGGGUGGUUAUUACAAGUACAUUAAAACACUGUAGUUUUAAAAAUGAAAUAGUUCUAUAAUCAAAGUGUGUUGAUGUAUUCUAAAGUUAGUAAAAUUACCUUUUGACUGGCAGUCUUUGGAUGCUUCCCUUAUCGUGGGUUUUCUUCCAUUAAUGGUGAAUUCUUCUAUUUAAUUAAUAUACUAUUGCAUUUUACAUCAUAACCUUGCCAAGAUAGUGGUUUUUUCUUACCAAAACACAUAUUGAAAAUCUUGGCAAUUUUUGACAUUUAUCACAAAACAUUUUAGCUUAGGUGCCAGAUUCUACAUUAUUUUUCUUCUUUUGAAAGACAUUCCGAUUUUGCAAGAUCUGUCUUUAUUUCCUUCACUAAAUAUUAUGAAAGAACAUCUCUUUCAGAAGGGCUCCAUAUUGCUUGAAGACUAUAUUCAGAGUAGUUCUAGCCUCUUCCAAAAUAUUCUGAAGAACUGCAGGCAGCAGAGCCCCAGUGCCGACUAAUCAAAAAGCAAAGUAUGUUGGAAGGUGUACUUGAACUGUUCACUAUCUUAAGUGUUAUUGGUGCAUCCUGUGUAAAUGGAAGCUGAACUUGACACCUGGUGCUUUUAACUAGGCAUAAAUUACACGUCUGCUCACUGCAGGCACAGCAUACCUAUACCUCUAAUAAAAGUGUAAUGCAGUGACAUUUUAGUGAAUAGGAAGUUUUGAACACUUGUGCCUUGGGGUGUUUAUUGAAGCUUUAUGAAAACUAUCGAUGUUUCCUUAGUAUCCUUAAAGUUAUGUCCGUGCUUUAAAAAGUUUGUCUGUAGGAGAGAGGUGGUAUUUAUACCACGUUUUAAAAUUCUCUAAAAGAGACAUCUUAGCUGCUUUCCAAACUAUUAAGCCACUCAACUUGCCUGUUACUGGAAAUACCUUUACAGUUUGUGAUGUGGUAAUCUAGACAGCCCCUUUGGGGAAACUUCACAGUCCCAGUGUCGUUGCCAUACAGCUUCACUAGAGUUCUUAACCACAGCUGAAAGGAGCCUAUUUUUAGUUCUUCCAGAUACCAUUUAGAACUUUAAAAGGUGGUGGGUAAAAACUUAAGCAGCUUUUCCAUUAUCCUAGGUUGCAGGAAACUUUGUAGUUGAGGUUUAACACGUUGUGUAUCCCUAAAUUAACAUUAAUCACUAUGCUAAUGAGUAUGUAAACCAUUCUUUUGCAUUGAUGCAUUUUGUAUCUCCCUCCAUUCAUUAAAAGCCUAACAGCCA
Molecule: messenger RNA, 3984 nt
Organism: Bubalus bubalis (water buffalo)
Lineage: Eukaryota; Metazoa; Chordata; Mammalia; Artiodactyla; Bovidae
Gene: NCOA4
Product: nuclear receptor coactivator 4
Exons: 10
Coding region: 459-2447 (662 amino acids)
Biological process (GO): intracellular iron ion homeostasis; response to hormone
Molecular function (GO): transcription coactivator activity
Source: RefSeq, a predicted model, not a curated record